AUGGUGGCAUCCAUCAAAUUAGGGUUACAAUUUCCAUGUAGCUUGAGCAACAAUGUGGUUAAGCUAGGGUUUCAUUAUUCUUCAUCACCAUCACCUAAUAAUAAGAGAAGAGUUUCAUUAAUGGUGAAUGCAAAUUCUAAUAGAAGAUUAGGAGGAACAAUAAAUAAUGGAGAAAAUAAUAACAUAAAUGAUAAAAAUUAUAAGGUGAAUGGGGUGCGUGUGGCCGAGGCUCCUCUGACUUUGAGAAAAUUAAAGGAAGAUUCAGCAGAGGAAGCUCUUGUAACUUGCAUGCAUGGAAGGUUUCAGGAGGGUAUUUUCGUCUAUAGGCAGAUUUUUGCUAUAAGGUCUUAUGAGAUUGGGCCAGAUCAAACUGCUACUAUGGAGACCAUCCUCAAUUUUCUUCAGGAAACUGCUCUAAAUCAUGUGGCAAACUCUGGAAUAGGUGGUAAUGGAUUUGGGGCAACACGCCAGAUGAGCAUCCGAAAACUCAUCUGGGUUGUUACUCGCAUUCAAGUUCAAGUCCAGAGAUAUAGCAGUUGGGGGGAUAUAAUUGAAAUUGAUACUUGGGUUGAUGCACAUGGAAAGAAUGGAAUGCGCAGAGAUUGGGUAAUCAGAGAUCACUUCACUAAAGAAGUCAUUGUAAAAGCUACAAGUACGUGGGUGAUGAUGAAUAGAGAAACAAGAAAACUUUGCAAGAUACCUGAAGAAGUAAGGGAAGAGCUUACUCCAUUUUAUAUUAAUAGGUUUGCUAUUUCUAAUGAAGACACAGAUUCUGAAAAGAUUCAUAAGCUUACUGAUCAGGAUGCUGAGAACAUCCAAACUGGAUUGGCUCCAAGGUGGAAUGACAUGGAUGCUAACCAGCAUGUGAACAAUGUGAAAUACAUAGGAUGGAUUUUGGAGUCCUUGCCAAUGAAAGUGCUAGAAGAUUAUUACAUGACAAGCAUGACAUUGGAGUUUAGGAGAGAGUGUACACAAUCUAACAUGUUGGAAUCAAUGGCCACUCCAACAUCAAAGCUCAUUCAUGGAAACAAUUUCAUUAAUAGAAAAGUAAACAACAAUUUGCAAUUCACACACUUGCUUCGUCUUUUAGAUGAUGAUCAAAGACCUGAAGUCGUUAGAGCCAGAACUGAAUGGCAUUUCAAGAACUAUGCUGAUUCAAUUUAA
This is a messenger RNA of Arachis stenosperma, 1164 nucleotides long. RefSeq names its product palmitoyl-acyl carrier protein thioesterase, chloroplastic-like. The transcript is spliced from 6 exons. Gene Ontology annotation, molecular function: fatty acyl-[ACP] hydrolase activity; acyl carrier activity. Gene Ontology annotation, biological process: fatty acid biosynthetic process. Bases 1 to 1164 code for a protein of 387 amino acids. NCBI's taxonomy places the organism in Eukaryota, Viridiplantae, Streptophyta, Magnoliopsida, Fabales, Fabaceae. The record is from RefSeq and is a predicted model, not a curated record.